Messenger RNA from Phytophthora sojae, 513 nucleotides. RefSeq lists its product as hypothetical. The record is from RefSeq and is a predicted model, not a curated record. The transcript has a single exon. Lineage: Eukaryota; Oomycota; Peronosporomycetes; Peronosporales; Peronosporaceae. Bases 1 to 513 code for a protein of 170 amino acids.
AUGAAUAAUUUCGCGGGUAAUUUUCCAGCAUAUUCAACAAGAACCCGGCGUCACCUCUACUCUAUCGCCACUCUUCAAUCUUCCGCCGACAACUCAAGCUCCUUCUUCACCCCCAUAGCUACAAGUCGGCAGCAACUCACUAGAGCUACCGGUGAGAAGAGACGUCGAGGACAGGAGUCCAGGGACCAAGCGUCCUUGGACAAGGAGCCAGCAGGGGAGUUGACCCCCCAACACGUCCAUCUUCUGAGGCUGCGGGUGAAACAGUUGGAGCUGAAGGUCGAACAAUUGCAAGCGGAGAGGGACCAACUGGAGGAGGAAGUGAAAACGCUCAAGGUGCAGCUUCUGGUGGACUUGGUGGACUCUAUCGCAUUGCAGCUUAUCGAGACCCGCGCGACUAUUGUGAAGACGACAGCGAAGACCAGCUCCAAACGCAAGGCCCAGUCAGCGGCGCGCAAACACAAGUCUGAGGCCAAGCGAAUUAAGGCGACACGCCGAGCUCAUGACUUGAAGUAG